AUGAAUAAGAAUCUGGCGGAUAGGUUUUUAAGUUGUAUAGACCAUGAGAGGGAACAAGAUGUUGAAUUGACCAGUCAGUUACUCAAGAAGUUACCGAUUACGAAAUUGGUUGAAGCUGGGUAUGCUGUAAACAAGUUAACUUUGGAAAAUGUAAGAACAGGUCUUGCGGGGAAAGUAUACAUUGAAUUAGCUAGUGAAGAUGGUGGAUCUAUUGAUCGUGGUGGUGUUAAAGUUGGAGAUAUUGUUACUGUGGAACAACCAAAGCAUCUAGCCAGCAAAGACCAUCAUAAAAGCUGCUCUGGAGUGGUCUAUAGAAUUAGUUCAAAACAAGUUACUGUUACUAUCGAUGAACAACAAGAAGAAGACGUCACAACUUUAUAUAAUUACCCUAGACUAUGUUUGGUGAAAACUACAAACACUAUUACAUACAAGAGGAUGGAAUCCACUAUGAGAAAACUUGCAGAGAUUGACAAUUUAAGUAAUGCACCACGAUUGGUGCAAUUGUUGACGGAUGAUACCAUUAAGUUGAUGCCUACAACUACCUCAGGGCAACUGGUUAAGUUUAAUAAUGGCAUGUUGAAUGAAUCACAACAGCACGCUGUGCAAUUUGCUUUACAGAAUGAAAUAGCAAUUAUUCAUGGUCCACCAGGUACAGGUAAAACGUAUACUUUAGUGGAAUUGAUCCAACAAUUGGUCAACAAGGGUGAACGUGUUCUAGUAUGUGGACCUUCAAAUAUUUCUGUUGACACCAUUCUCGAAAGGUUAAGUAAAGUGAUUCCAGGUGAUAAGCUGUUACGUAUUGGGCAUCCUGCAAGAUUGCUGGAGUCUAAUUUGAGACACUCCUUAGAUAUUCUAAGUAAAAGUGGUGAUCGUGGGGCAAUUAUUAAGGGCAUACGAUCUGAAAUCGAUAGUACAAUCAAAGGUAUUAAGAAAUUGAAACGAUUUAAAGACCGUAAAACAGCUUGGCAGGAUGUUAAAGAAUUAAGAAAAGAAUUGAGAGCUAGAGAACAAAAGAUUGUGAGUGAAUUAAUUCUGGAGUCGCAAGUAGUUGUCGCAACUUUACAUGGUUCAAGCAGUCGUGAACUGAUUGGUAUGUAUCGUGAUCAUGACCAUCUUUUUGACUCAUUGAUCAUUGAUGAAGUUUCUCAAGCGAUGGAGCCACAAUGUUGGAUUCCAUUAAUCUCUCACUCACAAUCCCAGAUGAAACGACUUGUAUUGGCUGGUGAUAACAAGCAACUACCACCAACUAUUAAGACUGCAGAUAAUAAUAAAAUUUUACACACAUUGGAAACGACUCUCUUCGAUAGGUUAGUCGCCAUGCAAGGCGAGUCUUUUAAAUGUUUAUUAAAUGUGCAAUAUAGAAUGAAUCAAGAUAUAAUGAAGUUUUCUUCGAUGGUAAUGUAUCAGGAUAAGCUGGUCGCAGAUAAAAGUAUUGCAGGUAUAUUGUUACAAGAUUUACCAGGUGUCGAUGAUAAUGAUGAGACUUCAGUUCCUUUAAUAUGGUAUGAUACUCAAGGUGAUGAGUUUCCAGAGAGUCUUGAUGAUGAUGAUAAUGCGAUAAUGCAAUCAAAGUACAAUGAAAAUGAGGCACUACUAGUGAAACAUCAUGUAGAGGCAUUAAUUGAUAGCAAUGUAUCCCAAUCAGAUAUUGGCAUUAUUGCACCAUACAGCGCCCAAGUGAGUCUAUUAAAGUCUUUGGUAAGAGAACAGUAUCCUGGAGUAGAGAUCUCUACAGUUGAUGGUUUCCAAGGUCGUGAGAAAGAAGUGAUAGUAUUAACACUUGUCAGAUCAAAUGACAAAUUCGAAGUAGGGUUCUUAAAGGAGGAAAGACGUCUUAACGUUGCAAUGACAAGACCAAAGAGGCAAUUAUGCGUUAUUGGGAAUAUUGAAGCGUUACAACGAAGUGGUAACAAGUAUCUGAAAAAUUGGGCUUCGUGGAGUGAAGAGAAUAGUGAGAUACGGUAUCCAGAUAUUGAUGAUCUUCUGUAA
Molecule: messenger RNA, 1989 nt
Organism: Maudiozyma saulgeensis
Lineage: Eukaryota; Fungi; Ascomycota; Saccharomycetes; Saccharomycetales; Saccharomycetaceae
Source: the annotation of a GenBank genome assembly